This is a messenger RNA of Charadrius vociferus (killdeer), 825 nucleotides long. RefSeq names its product myogenic factor 5 (gene MYF5). Gene Ontology annotation, biological process: regulation of transcription by RNA polymerase II; positive regulation of myoblast differentiation; muscle organ development. Bases 10 to 825 code for a protein of 271 amino acids. The record is from RefSeq and is a predicted model, not a curated record. Gene Ontology annotation, molecular function: RNA polymerase II cis-regulatory region sequence-specific DNA binding; DNA-binding transcription factor activity, RNA polymerase II-specific; protein dimerization activity. NCBI's taxonomy places the organism in Eukaryota, Metazoa, Chordata, Aves, Charadriiformes, Charadriidae. The transcript has a single exon.
GCUGCAGGGAUGGAGGUGAUGGACAGCUGCCAGUUCUCCCCCUCCGAGUUCUUCUAUGACAGCUCCUGCCUCUCCUCGCCGGAGGGCGAGUUCCCCGAGGAUUUCGAGCCCAGGGACCUGCCUGCCGCCUUCGGCACCCACGAUCCCCCCGAGCCCGCCUGCUCCGAGGAAGAGGAGCAUGUCCGAGCUCCCACCGGCCACCACCAGGCCGGCCACUGCCUCAUGUGGGCUUGCAAAGCUUGCAAGAGAAAAUCCACCACGAUGGAUCGGCGGAAGGCGGCCACCAUGAGGGAGAGGAGGAGGCUGAAGAAAGUGAACCAGGCUUUUGAGACCCUGAAGAGAUGCACCACUGCCAACCCCAACCAAAGACUCCCCAAAGUAGAGAUCCUGAGAAACGCCAUCAGGUACAUCGAGAGCCUCCAGGAGCUCUUGAGGGAACAGGUAGAAAACUACUAUCACCUGCCGGGACAGAGCUGCUCCGAACCGACCAGCCCCACUUCCAGCUGCUCGGAUGGGAUGGUAAGAGAGGGGCAGGAGCGAUGGGGCUGUGGGCACCCCAGGAAGGCCCGCGGGCAGGUUCCCCUGGGCCCAGCGCCGUGGGGCCGGUCCCAGAGGUCUGAGAGGGGCCGACUGCAGCCGGACGUCAGGAAAAGGCCGACGGUUUGGGUUAAAACAGGCCCCUUCUCACAUUUAACGCUGAGCGUGCACAUGGGCUUUCCGGGAACGCAUGGGGGGACGGUAACGCUGCCAGAGGGCACCCGGCAAGCCCCUCAGCCCGCGGGGGCUCGCCUUUGUGUCCCCUGUCCCCCCCGCCCCCCAGCUUAG